Molecule: messenger RNA, 678 nt
Organism: Microthlaspi erraticum
Lineage: Eukaryota; Viridiplantae; Streptophyta; Magnoliopsida; Brassicales; Brassicaceae
Source: the annotation of a GenBank genome assembly
AUGGCAGGAUUCGAGGAGGAAGAUCUAACAAUUGCCGCCCACCGUAGUGCUGGAAAGGCUUCUCGCUAUUCAUCUCGAAGGUAUCUAGAUUUUUACGAAGAUGCAACAAUUGUGAACUCAAGAGAGAACACCCCUACCGGGAGUCCAUCCCGCUCAGAAGGAAACCCAAGUGACCAUCCGUUGCCACCAACGAUAGACAAGUCACUACCCACUGAAGACAGGGACAAAUCUGUCCCUCCAAGGAGUCGAUCCACCUCGCCGCGACGAUCUCCAUCACCGAGAAGGGACGAGAGCCCUCCUCCAUCCGCACCACGCCGCUCGAAGAAAUCUUCCUCGAGCGACAAGCCCCUCAACUCAAAGAGAUCCUCUUCGAACGACAAGUUCCACAAGCUCAUGGAGAACCUCGUCAAGCCACUGGCUGAAGGCUUCGAGGCAAUGCGAGCACAGCAGAAGAAGACUCAGGAACAAGUCGAAGCCUUGGCACAAGAAGACGACGAAGAACCGUUGGAUCCUGCUGCCGCAACAACCAACAGGACCGCAACUCGUUCCGCACGUUUCGGCCGACGAGCGGCCCUAGAAUUCGAACGAAUGAAUCGUCGUCUCGACGAGGUCGAUUCUAAGGUCCAUCGCGCUACCAGCUCAGCCUCAGAGUUGACGAAAGCACUCGCCGAUACCUGA